AGAGGGAAGAGUAGCAGUUGAAAUGCCAUUCAGAGGAGCUCUGCCGGAACAAAGGCCUGAGAAACUGAGAUCUGGGAAAACUGCAAAGUCGUCCAAAAAUGCCGGAGCACAAAAAGCUGUGCAAGACGAGGCCGGAGCAAACGGUCGAGUCGGAGCCCGGCCACGCAGGAGUCUCACAGGCUGGUUUCAGUCUUUAGAUUUUCAUCCAAAGAUGUGCUCUGCGACUAGAUGAGCUCUUAGCUAUCUGAUUGGCAGAUACGUUUCUGCUUGUGUUUUUCUGGCCAGCAGGAGGAGGUGUGUUUUUGUUUUUUGGGGGCUUUUUUUUGUGUUUGUUUGGAUGCAUUUAGCCGGCGUGUGCAUUAUCGGAUUAGUCAGAGGCCGUCUAUUCCUGUUGGGAAAGAGGCGUGUAUACUUUUUUGACUCCUGGGGAAGGAGAGUUUGCAACCUUUUCUCGAUCGUUAUUGGAUUUUGUACUAAAAUAGCACCGAGGAGGCGGAGACUCGGGAGAGCCAGCAGAGAGGGAGGCUCCGAAAACCUACACGAACUGUGCGGGCGGAGUCGGCUCCGAGGAGCGCGGGGGAAGGAAGGAGCGCGGCGCCCCAGCGACCCUCUGCGCAUGACCGCCUCUGGUUGCCUAGGCAGCGGGACGGAGUCGCCCGGAAGAGCUUCCCUUAAGGAACUGCCGGCGCCUAAAUCUCAUCCCCGAGGGGCUCGGGACUGACCGGUUCCUGAGGCAGUCUUGACCACGGCAAAGCAGAUGAGGCGCAGAGCCUGAUGCAAUGUGAUGGCCAUCCGCCUAGAAGCCGAAGGAUUCAGAUGAACAGGGGGAAUUGGCCCCAGCGGACACCGGGACUAUGGCAGACUUUUCUGAGACCUUGGAGUCCUUGACUGAUGAGGUAAAGAGUUCCGGUUCAUUCAGUUCCUCUGGAGGACUGCAGCCCUGGUCUUACGCCUCUGGGAGCAAGUCUGAGAGUGGAUCGCUGCCUUCACGCUCCGAAUAUGGAGACAACCAAUCUGAGCUUUCGGACUUCAAAGCUAAUGUAAAGAAAUUGAGCAGAAAAUGGAUCCGUAACCUCAAGGGCAAGGAAACGAACUCUGAACAGUACCGACCAGACACUAAACGUCAAACAGACAUCACUCAGGUAUCCCUUGAAGAAUUGAAUGCCCUGCAGUCUUUUUGCACCAUUAAGGUAAACCUGAUCCAUCACAGAGCGAACUCUAAAGGGAAAAAGAGCAGCAGACACAAAAAGCUGCAGCUUGGACCCGAGGCCGAGGCUCCAGAGGUAGAUGCCUUAAAGUGUACUGUCCCUGACGAGCUUUUGAAUAGAAUCUAUUUUAAAAACAUGAGGACAACAUCCAAACAGGUGGGAACAGCUAAGCAACACAUUUCUUCUCGGUGUCCCGACUGUAUCAGAAAAAGGGCAGAACUGGCCCAAGCUGCCUUCCUGAGACAGAAGAAGACUUUGCUGGAGUCACUUCUACUCCAAGAGAAAAUAGAUGAACAUCUUCAUAUGAAAGACUUCCCUACCCUCAUCAGAGAAGCACACCAGAGCCUUCCCAGGCUUUCAGAUGACCCCAGAAGAAUCUGGGAAAGGCUGAAUGAGAAACGUAAAAUUGGAUACUCUGGUUUUUUGAAAGUGGAAGAAAAGGGAAAAGCAGAAUGGAGAAACCUCACCAGCUUCCUGACAACCUUGGCCCGAAAGUGACAAACAUCACGUUUGCUCAUAAUCUAAGAUCAAAGACCAUGACAUGAGCUUCAUAUUGAAUAGAAAUAAGAAUCUAAUCACAAAAUGACAUUCUCAUUUACUAAAAGCAAGCUUCGGGACUUUUCUCAAAUUCAACCAAGAAUUGGUAUUCAAGUUUGAAAUAAGUUACAAGAUGCUCAGUCUGAUCGCCUCUUGCAGAAAAGAAUACUUGGCCACUUAAUCUGUGAUGCUUUUUCUUUUGUUGUGGAGAAUAUGGGAUUAUCUGAUUGUGACUGUUGUCUAUUGUUCUCAAAUGAGGUCCAUCAAGCUCUGUGAAGAUCAUUUCCAGGAAUGUGAAUCAUGUUGGGACGGGGAAAUCUGUAUAGCUAAGGAAGAUCCUGUUCUAAGCUUGUUGUCUGCUAAUUAUUCUGUCUUGUUUUCUGUGUCUAAGGAAAAGCCUGCCCAUUGAGUGCCUGAAAAUGAGUGUGAUUGGAUGUCUUAAGGUGAGAGUAAUAGGUAACACCUUGUACAUCGGAUUUCAGCGUUAAAGAAGGUAACAAAAGGAAUCAGAAAACAUUUCUCUUUGAAGCGGUUACCUUAUUUCCCGACACAAAAGUUAGCUGCUGUCUGUGCCAGCCGUUCCUCACGUGACCAAGUGAGCCUUGGAAACGUGGGAGUCCUGGAGAGAGAAGAGGCCUGCCCUAGGCAGAGUCCUGGAGGCUCUGUGGGCAACACCAGCACCCCUAAUGAUACUGUAUUGACAGAGAUUGAUUGAUCACUUUCUUGGUGUCCUGAAAUUUCCAAGGCAUUGUGGAAUAAACACACUAAGUAAGACCCGGUCUCCCACAGAGAUGUGGUACCCAGUUCUGGCUGGUCCUAGGCUGGAAGAAAAAUUGAUCUCCUCAUUAGCAAUUAGAGAUGCUGCCAUCCUAAUUUGUCUGAAGUAAUGAGCAUCACAUAAUUUAAUUCAAUUUCUGCCACAAUCUGCUCUGUGCUCUGAGCUGUGUUCCUCACAAUGGAGGUGAACCAAGCAUGAUCUCUGCCUUGCUAUUUACAGUCUAGUGUACACACAAGACAAACAGACAAAAAAAGAAAAAAAAAAGAUAAAAAGGGGCUUAAAGAGGAAAAGAGCAAAGUGAAGUAAAACACACACACACACAAAUAAACAAAACCCCGAAGGAAGGCCAUUGUCCUUGCUGUGACUGAAGAGAAACCUGGAACAAGAUAAGGCUGGAGAAAUAAACAUGGGUCAGAUCACGCAGGCUUAGCGCCCUAAUGCCAAAACAUACAGGCAUUGUGUAUCAGCCAAACAAAAUGAACAUUUGCACACCUGCUGUGUGACAAUUUCAUUAAAGACUCACAACAACUAUUUUCAAAUGCUCAGUUGUAUAGAUGAGAAGUAGGAUUUAACAGGAUUAAAUCCUACUUAAGAGGAUUAAAUGCUCAAAUUCACCAGAAAAUGUGUGGCAAAGCAUGGUGAAGAAUCCAGUCCUAUGUGCAUCUCUUUAGGUGACUUUAACAUGAAAUAGUGAAAUAUUUACUUGCCAAACAUUUUACACACACAUCCACCAAAUAAAUAUAUUCAAGAAUCAAAGCAAUUGAAAUACGUCCACGGGCUGUGGAUAACAGGUUCACACGUGAGCAGCGGAGUGUGUAAUCAGUGUUUAGGGCUGAGUCUCACACCAAGUGAGAGUCUGUCUAGUGCUAUAUGCAUCUCCUUUCCUCAUUCCUCAGUCCUUCCGUAUUUCUCGCCUCCUACAUCUUCACUGCCUUUUCCCUGUACCCGCUUCUAAUUCGCCUUUAUCCGUCCUUCUUUCUUUUCCUUCUUGUUCUCUCAACUGGGUGAACAUAUUGUUGGUACUCGCUGCUUCCAAAUGCACUAUUUCAUCUUUAAAAUAUUAUAACCUAUCGUUCUCAUGCACAAAGAAGUUAGUCAAACCAACAACAAAAACAAGAAUAGAUCCAGCAAAUGAAUGGGUGGAUUGGGACUAGCUCAGUGUUUCGGGGUCAAAAGACCAGCUUUGAAACCAGAGUCUAGACUGAACUUUUGCAGAACACGAGAAGCUCAGCUUUCCUACCUGUAUGAUGAAGAAACAUUUUGACCUUUUAAACUCACAGGGUCAUUGUAAGGACCAGUUUGGAUAUUGGAAAUGGAAGUGACAUGUCACUAAUGACAAGCCUGUAAAAAAUACUAUUACUUUCACUGCAGGUGAUGAGACACUUCAUCUGACCCAUUU
Molecule: messenger RNA, 3922 nt
Organism: Cervus elaphus (red deer)
Lineage: Eukaryota; Metazoa; Chordata; Mammalia; Artiodactyla; Cervidae
Gene: C32H8orf48
Product: chromosome 32 C8orf48 homolog
Exons: 3
Coding region: 855-1706 (283 amino acids)
Source: RefSeq, a predicted model, not a curated record